Solanum verrucosum is the source of this 2056-nucleotide messenger RNA. RefSeq names its product protein LONG AFTER FAR-RED 3. The record is from RefSeq and is a predicted model, not a curated record. Gene Ontology annotation, molecular function: hydrolase activity, acting on carbon-nitrogen (but not peptide) bonds. The coding region runs from base 45 to 1814 and encodes 589 amino acids. The transcript has 15 exons. Lineage: Eukaryota; Viridiplantae; Streptophyta; Magnoliopsida; Solanales; Solanaceae.
GCUUAGACAGUCAGCAAAACAUUCUUUGUUCUUGAGAAGUUGAGAUGAAUGCAUUGUGGGUUAUCUUAUCUGCUUCUUUUGUCCUCCUUCUUUCCGUAGCUUCAAUUCCUCUUCUCAACAACAAUGGAAAUUACUUGACAUACUUGCUGAACUGGAGAAGUUCACCAUUUUUAAGUGAAGUUGCAGAUUUGCUGGUGACAAAUGGGACCAUUUAUACCAGUGAUGAAGCUCUCCCUUUUGCUGAUUCUAUGGCUAUUCGUAAUGGCAGAAUUCUUCGAGUUGGGAAUUACUCUUCUAUAAAGGAAUUGGCAAGAACUUGGACCAAGGAACUAAAUCUAGAUGGAAAGAUUGUGGUCCCUGGAUUCAUUGAUUCCCAUGUGCACUUCAUCCCUGGGGGACUAGAGAUGGCACGAGUGGAGCUUCGUGGAGUAAAUACAAAAGAUCUUUUUGUGGACAAAAUUAGAAAAGCAGUUGCAAAUGUGAAACAAGGUUCUUGGUUACUGGGUGGCGGUUGGAACAAUGAUAUUUGGGGAGGUGAUUUACCAAUGGCGUCGUGGAUUGACAGUAUUACUCCUCAUAAUCCAGUCUGGUUAACAAGGAUGGAUGGUCAUAUGGGCUUAGCUAAUACAGUGGCUCUAACACUUGCUGGAAUUUCAUGUAACAAUGAGAAUCCAAAUGGGGGAGCUAUUGUUAGAAAUAAUGAUGGGGAACCUACUGGUCUGUUGAUUGAUUCUGCUAUGAAGCUUGUCCUUUCCCACAUCCCAGAAGCCACUGUUUACGAAAGGAGGGAAGCUCUUAAGAGAGCUAGCAAUCUUGCAUUAAAGAGGGGUGUGACAACAGUUGUGGAUUUUGGCAGAUAUUUUCCAGGGGCUUCACCUGAGCACUCGUGGGAGGACUUUUCAGAUGUAUAUAAAUGGGCAGAUUUAUCAGGAAAUAUGACGACCAGAGUUUGCUUAUUCUUUCCAAUGGAGACAUGGUCGCGGUUAGUGGAUCUUAUGAGCAAGUCAGGCCGCGUGCUGAGCCAAUGGAUUUAUUUGGGCGGUGUCAAGGCUUUUGCUGAUGGAUCUGUAGGAUCUAACAGUGCAUUAUUUCAUGAGCCAUAUGCUGAUGAUCCAAACAAUAAUGGGUUACAAGUGGUGGAUCUGGAUGGUCUUUACAACAUGACUCUUUCUUCAGAUAAAUUUGGCCUUCAGGUCAGCAUCCAUGCUAUAGGUGACAGAGCUAAUGACUUGAUAUUGGAUAUGUAUGCUUCUUUGCCGUCUGAGAAACAAAUUAGAGACCGACGAUAUAGGAUUGAGCAUGCUCAACAUUUGGCUCCAGGAACAGUAGCUCGUUUUGGUGAACUAUCUGUAAUUGCUUCAGUGCAGCCAGAUCACUUAUUAGAUGAUGCUGAUUCUGCAACUAAAAAACUUGGUUCUGAAAGGGCAGAAAGAGGAUCUUAUCUGUUUAAGUCACUCCUGACAAACAAUGCACAAUUGGCAUUCGGCUCAGAUUGGCCAGUAGCAGACAUUAAUCCAUUGAAAAGCAUAAGGACAUCGAUGAAGAGAAUACCUCCUGCUUGGGAAAAGGCUUGGAUUCCAUCAGAGUGCUUGUGUCUUGAAGAUGCGCUAAAAGCGUACACCAUUUCAGCUGCUCAUGCAUGUUUUCUUGAUAAAUAUGUUGGUUCAUUGUCUCCGGGAAAAUAUGCAGAUUUUGUGGUUUUGUCAACGAAUUCAUGGGAAGACUUUGCAACUGAAGCUAAUGCUGAUGUUGAGGCAACAUAUGUUGGUGGUUCUAAGGCUUACUCCAUAAAACCUGAAGAUAAAAAUGAAUAGCACAUACAAGUUCCGGCCAGGAUGAUUGAGAAAGAUUCAACCAAUUUGAACCGCGACGACAAUUAUGCUGUAUUUGGAUACAUAAAAUGGAAACUGUUAGUGCCAGCCAAGAAGCGCGAUAUGCUAACUGAACUUGGCUGGCAUCACUUUUAUAACGAGUCUUGAAACUGUUAUAAAGGAAUGUGUAAAUUUUAUUAGUGAAAUUGUGUAACUUUGCUGUACUGGAAUGUAAAUGUUUUAAA